Molecule: messenger RNA, 4702 nt
Organism: Culex pipiens pallens (northern house mosquito)
Lineage: Eukaryota; Metazoa; Arthropoda; Insecta; Diptera; Culicidae
Exons: 3
Coding region: 122-4648 (1508 amino acids)
Biological process (GO): protein import; protein targeting
Cellular component (GO): membrane
Molecular function (GO): ABC-type protein transporter activity; ATP binding
Source: RefSeq, a predicted model, not a curated record
ACGAAACAAAGCAAAUUCGGAACCGCUCGGAAUCUACGCAGUUGUUCCGUUGUCCGGAUGGAUAGCACCUGUACUGCUUUGUGUUAUUUUAUUCAGUGACAAAAGUGAGCUUACUAAAAGCAUGGCCAGUACGGCGCCACCGGAAAAGGACCAUUGCGGAGAGCAGAACCAGCUAGACGAAAUUCUGGAGUCGAUAGGCGCUCUGUUUGAGCUGACCCAAAAACCGUCGGAUGAUGACUUCCGUGAGUCGAUCGAACCUCCGGCGGAAAUCGACGACGAAAUCCUGGAGGCGAUCGCCGGACUGUACGUACGUGAGGGAGGAGAAGCGGAGUGGAGUUUCGUGGCGGAAUCUGACGAAACGUUGAAGCCAGAUGGUCGGCCACCGAUUCACCGCACCUUUCGGAGUCCAAACGGGUUGGAGUUCAUCGCGCUGGUUCCGGCGCUGCCGGUGAAGGUCAGCCAGCUCGGCUAUUCGGCACGGAUCCUGCAGUCCGCGCUGGAGAUUCGACUGCACAACGAGGGUUGCCUGCUGCUCGUGGACGACAGCUUCGUGGCCAGGGUCGAACUGAUGCACGUGGGACCGGUGCUGCAGGCUAAUAGCUUCAAUCAAGCCGUGACGGCACUUUUUCGGCAGCUUCGGAUUGAUCAGAUCUUGGUGGACCAGGUCAUGGCGAGACGGGAUCAACUUCGGGCUGGGCUGCUGGCCAGCAUCGACCGCAUUCGGGAGCGAUCGCCGCAGGAUCCAGCAGAAGCGUUGAAUCUGUUGGCCAUCGUGCAAAAAUCGGCUAAUCUCAAAUUUAUUGAUUUUUGUGAGUUGCUCAUGAAAAGUACGGCCAUAUCGGAACGGCUGCGGGAACAAGCUUCCGCGCUGCACCAGGUGGAGGUGACAACGGAACGGCGGAACAGAUUUCUGGAACGAUUCCACGGAAGGUUCUUGAACUCGAGCGAAGACCUUGAAGCAACUCUGAAGCACUUUUCCCAGGUGGUCGUUGAGAAUCGCACGGAAUCUUUGCUGGCGAUGGCACCGCCCUAUCUGGGCCAGCACCUGAAGGACGUUCCGCAGCGGCUGGUUCUGCAGAUUCACGAUAGCGAUGUGAAGAUGUUUCACGACCUGGACAACGUGCUGAACAAGGAGAUUUUCGCGAAACCGUUGGCGGAUCUUGCCGAGCGAUGGAUUCGUCGGGUGAGGUCGUUCAAAGUGGGACAAGCAAUUGCUGCUGGAAGUGUGAAUCCGGUGUAUUUCUCGCUUUGCCGAAGCUUGGAGGAGUUGAUACUGGAGAUUGCCAGCAGGACGGAUCACAAUCCCGGGGAGCUGCUGCAGAGCGAUCGCAACGGAUGGCAUUCGUUGAACUCGAUGAUACAGUGGAAGUCGGAGACGCCGCUGACGAAAUGUCUCCAGCGGGAGUACUACUUUGUCGUGCGUUUGCUGAAGCACUUCGAUCCGGCCUCGGACAAUGCGAAGCCGUUCGCAUACAAGCCAAGUCGAUUGUUGCUGGAGGGAACUGCCGCCAAGGCGUCCACGUUGAAUAGCAUUAUGCGACCGAUUCGGUGGUUUAUUGGACGUGUCGAGCAAAAUCCGCUUGGGAUCGCCGACGAGUUUUACGUCUGGUUCUGCCUUUUGGACGAUGUCUUGCAGCACGUCCUUCCGGAGACCGACCACAAUCUGGAAAUGUUUGAGCAAAUCCUCAAAUCGUUUGUGCAGUUGGUCAACAAGGCCACCGUCGAGCAGAUGGAGACGAUCCGGGUCAUUACGCACAACACCGGCCGGUUCAUCGUGCAAACGUGUCCGUUUGUGAACUCGGACAGGGCCCGUUCCGGCGAGGACAAGCCAAUUCUGCAAUCCCAGCUGGACGCCAUCAACCGGAUCAUGGUCGGGUCGGAAUCGGCCAACUUUUUCCGCGAUCUGAUCGACGUGUUCAGCGAAUACUGGAAGAACCGGUGCGAAAUCAUUGAGAACAUCCCGGCGAAGAACGCCCUCGCCCGGAUGGAACAGAUCAAGAAGCAGCUGCUCACCAUCGUGCUCGACGCGUUGCGCAAGAGUAACGUCUCCGUCGGACACAUUGUCGACCUGUUUCGAUCGCUGAACGACUUCGUCAUCGAUCUGGACGACGUUUCGUUCGACUGGCUGAUCAAGUCACUGCCGGAGAAGCAAAUGAAGGCCGUGCAAGGGCUGGAGCUCAUCGAACCGCUUGUCGACCACAAAUGGACCGGCACCGACAACCAGACGUACCGCGUACUCGAUCCAAUUAAGUUCCAACAGCUCUUCGUCCUCCUGCUGGACGGAGCGCCCUGCCCCAAGCACUACGUCAUCGACAUCAUCUCAAACCUCCUCGAACUCGUCCUCUUUCAGUUGGAGCACAAGCUCCUUCCCGAACCAGACCAGAUCGUGUCCUGCAGCGUCCUUCUCUCCUCGAUCCGAACCUCGCUGAUGUACCUGCGCGAGCAAGCCGACUACGUCUCGUUCGACCUGUUCCUCGACGAAAGCAUCAAACCGUUCUCGAACGUCGUCCGCAACAGUCAAUCGCUGAACGAGUUUCUCAAGCGAAUCGCCCUGAUCAAGGAAUCUUUCUGCUACAUCCGCAAGCAGAACGAGAUGAGCAUCGCGGAAGCCCUUCGGAUGUACGACGAACUCAACGGCGAGGGCGAUCAAUGCGCGGAAAUGCUCCAGCAAGCGUACCAGCAGUACAGCGAUCAGUUUGUGCAGUACAUGGCGGAACCUGCCCGCGAGGAGCAAGAUCUUGACAAGGCCGAUGUGGUGGCCAAGUUGGUGCGGGAGUCCGUCCCGUCGACGCCGAACUUGUUCAGCGGUUGGACCACGCAGUUCAAGCUAACGGAACUGCCAAAGAUCCUGGCCGGCGUGGCCGCCGUCUGGUCCAUCACAGUGUCCGAGGACGUGUCCAGCACCGGGAAGUACUUUAAGCCGCACUGCAUUCAGAUUUUGUGCGUGCUUCGGCUGCUGAGUGCGGACCGUGCUGAGAACGGCGUUGACAAGCACCUGGCCCAGGUCCUGACCGGUCAGGGCAAGUCGCUAGUGCUGGCGAUGAUCGCGGCUGUUCUUGCACUAACCGGCCACCAGGUCCAACUGGUUUGCUACAACCAAUAUCUGGUGAACAGAGACAAGGCCGACUUUGACGACCUGUACGAUAUGUUGGAGAUCGGCCACGCCAUCCGGUACGGAACAUUCAACGAUAUGGCCAACGCAGUCAUCGCACCGGAGAUUGAUGGAACAUCGAGGAGCCUGCGGUCGUUUGUGAGUGACUUGGUACUGUCGGAACCUCGGAAAUCGCGACCGAGUAAGCCCAAGGCACAGGUGAAAGACAACUCGGUUCUUCUCAUGGACGAAGUGGACGUUUUCUUCACGAAGGAUUACUACGGCAGUAACUACCAGCCAAUUGUGACUCCAACGAUAGUUGGUUUGGGCGCUAUUCAGAAGAAAAUCUGGAAUUUGGUCCAUGCCCAAGGAAUGCGAGAUGUUCCUCAAUUGACGAUGUGUAUUCAUGAGUUCAUUGCGUCGCCCUCUUUCAAAAGCAAGCGAUAUUUCGAACAUUUCCUUCACCGACGAACGUCGUACGAGUUGCUUGUCUACAGCGGAGACAAGUACAUCAGGAAGCAGUUCACCAACGAAAAGCUCUUUUGGGAGCAACUAAAUCUGAUGAUUGCAUGUGCCAUCUCGGUCGCCGAUAACAAACGGGAUUGGGUCAACUUCAAACUCAACGAGAUGGGUGUGCUUAUGUACAGAAGCAGCGAUCGUUUCGUGACCUCAACCGUGGACAGCUACCGAUCAAUGUUCAACUAUUUCCGGCUGAAGAAAUGCAACUUUAAACCAAUGGUAAACUACGGCCCGAACUACGGCUACCUGAUCAUUGAUUGUGGUCCCAUCUCGUACGCCAUGCUGCCCAAGACCUUCCCGCUCAUCCUGGGAGUCACCGGAACGCUGACCUCGUUGAACCACCACGAAAAGGCGGCCAUCGAGCGGCUCUACAACAUCCGCCGAUCGUCGCUCAUGCCGUCGUUCUUCGGCUGUUGCAACGUGCAGUUCAACCCGGCGGAGAACCUCACCGUCCUGUCCUCCAAGCCGUUCUGGAUGGGCCAAAUCUUCUCACGUGCCCACGCCGCCAUCGGUGCCAAACGGGCCGUCAUCAUCUUCUUCUACAACGACGCCCUGCUGGAGAACUUCCGCGCCCAGUACUGCGGCCAGCUCGAUCGGCUGGAAGUGCUCACGGAAAACACCGCCGAGGACGAGCAGGAAGUGCUGAUUGGGGAGGCCGGCGUCGCCAAAACGGUCACCCUGGCCACACGCGGCAUGGGACGGGGCGUCGACUACAAGUCCAGCGUGGCGGUUGAGAAAAGCGGUGGCGUGCACGUGAUUCAGACCUUUUUCUCGCUGGACGUGAAGGAGGAGACGCAAAUCCGGGGCAGAACCGCCCGGAAGGACAACAAGGGCAGCUACGAGCUGAUUCUGUGCGAGGCCCACCUGAAGACGCAACGGCUGAUGGCAAACGCGGAUUUGUUUGUGACGUACGCGAAGCUGGAUGCGGCCAGGGCGGAGAUUGCCCUCAAGGAGGACAAGGACGUUGGGGAGAAGAUUGCGAAGAACACGGGCGAUCACAUGACCACGCUGGCGUAUUUGCAGUCGUUCUUUUCGUAGUUUAAAAGCAGUUUACACAGGUUUAAAGUGAGUUUGAAUAAAUGAAAAAGUUCU